GGACGCGGUAGUGGCUAGCGAGAGUGCCAGGCCUAGGGUUUUCUGUGUCCUUCCCCGGGUCAGGGACGAGCCAGUGACUUGAGUCUUGGGCACUAAGCCCGGGUGCGAGUGCAGCAGGCCGCGGUCCCGUCUGUCCGGUUCACGUCACCCUUCUCUCCCUCUCCUGCUCUACCCGCAGCCACUUGGACGGCUCCGGGACUGCCUGGGGCAGGGGUGGCGGUCGCGGCCACUGGGGCUGAGGCAAGGCUGUGGCUUUCGGAGCAGGAAUAGCAGCAGUAGCACUGGGGAGGAAGAGAGAAGAUGGCGUCGGAGCUGGAGACCGAGGUGCAGGCCAUCGACCGGAGUUUGCUGGAAUGUUCGGCUGAGGAGACCGCAGGGAAAUGGCUGCAAGCAACUGACCUCACUAGAGAAGUGUACCAGCAUUUAGCCCACUAUGUACCCAAAAUCUACUGCAGGGGUCCCAACCCUUUUCCACAGAAAGAAGACAUGCUGGCACAGCAUGUUUUGUUAGGACCGAUGGAAUGGUACCUUUGUGGUGAAGAUCCUGCAUUUGGAUUUCCAAAACUUGAACAGGCAAACAAACCUUCUCAUCUUUGUGGUCGCGUUUUUAAAGUAGGAGAGCCUACCUACUCUUGCAGAGACUGUGCAGUUGAUCCAACUUGUGUUUUAUGCAUGGAGUGCUUUUUGGGAAGUAUUCACAGAGACCAUCGAUAUAGGAUGACAACGUCAGGAGGUGGAGGUUUCUGUGACUGUGGUGACACGGAAGCUUGGAAAGAGGGUCCUUACUGUCAAAAACAUGAACUUAACACCUCUGAAAUUGAGGAAGAAGAGGUAAAAACAUUUUCACAAAGUUGUUUUAAAGAAAUGCUGUUUAACCACCAGUUUGAAAUAUUUCCAGAAAUAGGAAUUAGAGAGAAGAGUGACACCUACUAUUGCAUGCUGUUUAAUGAUGAAGUUCACACGUAUGAACAAGUUAUUUAUACUCUUCAGAAAGCUGUUAACUGUACACAAAAAGAAGCCAUUGGUUUUGCAACUACAGUAGAUCGAGAUAGAAAUACCAGUAGACAGACAAAGCCACUCAAAGUUCAAGUUAUGCAUUCAUCUAUUGUCGCGCAUCAGAAUUUUGGUUUGAAACUUUUGUCUUGGCUGGGAAGUAUUAUUGGAUAUUCAGGUAGAAGCAGAAGAGUGCUUGUACAGUUGGGUUUGAAGGAGAAGUUUAAAGAUGAUUCCCCGGUUUCUGACUUGCAGCUGAGUGAAUGUUAACUUUGGAAAUGUGCUAGGAGUGUAUAUCAUCAGUUGUUCAUGAGCAGUCUGCUUAUGGAUUUGAAAUACAAGAAACUCUUUGCUGUUCGAUUUGCAAAAAAUUACCAGCAGUUGCAGAGAGAUUUUAUGGAAGAUGAUCACGAGCGAGCAGUGUCGGUGACUGCUCUGUCUGUCCAGUUCUUCACCGCACCUACUCUGAACUAUGAGCGUUUGCAGAGUGAUUAUGUGACAGAUGACCACGACAGAGAGUUUUCAAUCGCAGACCUCUCGGUUCAGAUAUUCACGGUUCCUUCGCUUGGAAUGGAUCCAAUUAUACGUCAAGUAGGACAACAUAUUGAAAUGGAACCGGAGUGGGAAGCAGCCUUUACACUACAAAUGAAAUUAACACAUGUCAUUUCAAUGAUGCAGGACUGGUGUGCUUUAGAUGAAAAAGUGUUAAUUGAAGCUUACAAGAAAUGUCUCGCUGUACUGAUGCAGUGUCAUAGUGGUUUUACUGAUGGUGAACAGCCAAUCACACUAAGCAUUUGUGGACAUUCAGUGGAAACUAUCAGAUACUGUGUUUCCCAAGAAAAAGUUAGCAUUCACCUUCCAGUUUCUCGCUUACUUGCAGGUAAAGCAUUUCCCCUAAAAGAGAACCCUAAAAUUAUCUUUUGUUUGUGGUUAAUAUUUAUGAAUACCUACUAUGUGCCAGGCAUUAUUCUGAGAGUUUUACAUGCAUUAACUUAUUUAAUCAUCACAUAGGCCUAUGAGGUAUGUAUUAUUAAGCUCACUUCACAGAUUUAUUACUACCAUAAUGUGAAAUGCAGACGUGAGAUGUUUGACAAGGACAUAGUAAUGCUUCAGACAGGUGCCUCCAUGAUGGAUCCAAAUCAUUUCCUGAUGAUAAUGCUCAGCCGCUUUGAACUUUAUCAGAUUUUCAGUACUCCAGACUAUGGAAAAAGAUUUAGUUCUGAGAUUACCCAUAAGGAUGUUGUUCAGCAGAACAAUACUCUAAUAGAAGAAAUGCUAUACCUCAUUAUAAUGCUUGUUGGUAAGUUUAGAUUGUUUGAGAAAUUUAUAAUUACAUUAGAGUUUGUGGCUCGAAUGCUCAUCACAGAAGAAAACCUGAUGACCAUUAUCAUUAAGACUUUUAUGGAUCAUUUGAGACAUCGGGAUGCCCAAGGCAGAUUUCAGUUUGAACGAUAUACUGCUUUACAAGCCUUCAAGUUUAGGAGAGUUCAGAGCCUUAUUUUAGAUCUCAAGUACGUUUUAAUUAGCAAACCAACUGAAUGGUCAGAUGAGCUGAGGCAGAAGUUCCUAGAAGGAUUUGAUGCCUUUUUGGAAUUACUUAAAUGUAUGCAGAGGUUGAAACCUGGAUUAACAGGACGAGGCAUGUAUGAAUUGAAACCAGAAUGUGCCAAAGAGUUCAACUUGUAUUUCUAUCACUAUUCAAGGGCAGAGCAGUCCAAGGCAGAAGAAGCUCAACGGAAAUUGAAAAGACAAAAUAGAGAAGAUACAGCACUUCCACCUCCAGUUUUGCCUCCAUUCUGCCCUUUGUUUGCAAGUCUGGUUAACAUUUUGCAGUCAGAUGUUAUGUUGUGCAUCAUGGGAACAAUUCUGCAGUGGGCUGUGGGACAUAAUGGAUAUGCCUGGUCAGAGUCCAUGCUGCAAAGGGUGUUACAUUUAAUUGGAAUGGCACUACAAGAAGAAAAACAACAUUUAGAGAAUAUCAUGGAAGAGCAUGUAGUAACAUUUACCUUCACUCAGAAGAUAUCAAAACCUGGUGAAACGCCAAACAACUCUGCUAGCAUACUAGCCAUGCUGGAAACACUACAAAAUGCUCCCUACCUAGAAGUCCACAAAGACAUGAUUAGGUGGAUAUUAAAGACUUUUAAUGCUAUUAAGAAGAUAAGGGAGAGUUCAUCUACAAGUCCUGUGGCAGAGGCAGAAGGAACCAUAAUGGAAGAGAGUUCAAGAGACAAAGACAAAGCCGAAAGGAAGAGAAAAGCCGAGAUUGCCAGACUACGCAGAGAAAAGAUCAUGGCCCAGAUGUCUGAGAUGCAGCGGCACUUCAUUGAUGAGAACAAAGAACUCUUUCAGCAGACAUUAGAACUGGAUGCCUCAACCUCUGCUGUUCUGGAUAAUAGCCCUAUGGUUUCAGAUAUGGCACUUACAGCAUUGGGCCCCGCACAAACUCAGGUCCCUGAACAGAGACAAUUUGUUACCUGCAUAUUGUGUCAAGAGGAGCAAGAAGUUAAAGUGGAAAGCAGGGCAAUGGUCUUGGCAGCAUUUGUUCAAAGAUCAACUGUAUUAUCAAAAAACAGAAGUAAAUUCAUUCAGGAUCCAGAAAAAUAUGAUCCAUUAUUCACGCACCCAGAUCUGUCUUGCGGAACACACACUGGUAGCUGUGGGCAUAUUAUGCAUGCCCAUUGUUGGCAAAGGUAUUUUGAUUCCGUUCAAGCUAAAGAACAACGAAGGCAACAGAGAUUACGCUUACAUACGAGUUAUGAUGUAGAAAAUGGAGAAUUCCUUUGCCCCCUUUGUGAAUGCUUGAGUAAUACUGUUAUUCCUCUGCUGCUUCCUCCAAGAAACAUUUUCAACAGGUAAGUUUUGGCUCAUAACACCUUAUAACAAAGCAGUAGUUUGCUUUCAAGAUAAAAAAAAAUAAUAAACCAGGAGGAGGAGCUCACUCUAGAUACUGCUUCUUCAGAGAAUUCAGUAAAUAUGGAUGAAUUACAGCUCCCUGAAGGGUUCAGGCCUGAUUUUCAUCCUAAGAACCCUUAUUCUGAGAGCAUAAAAGAAAUGCUAACAACAUUUGGAACCGCUACUUAUAAGGUGGGACUGAAGGUUCAUCCCAAUGAAGAUGAUCCCCGUGUGCCCAUAAUGUGUUGGGGCAGUUGUGCAUACACCAUCCAGAGCGUGGAAAGAAUUUUGAGUGAUGAAGAUAAACCAUUGUUUGGUCCUUUGCCGUGCAGACUGGUGGGCUUGGUGCUUGCUUUCCCUGCGUUGCAGUGUCAGGAUUUUUCAGGGAUAAGCCUUGCCACUGGAGACCUUCACAUUUUCCAUCUGGUUACUAUGGCACACGUCGUACAAAUCUUACUUACCUCAUGUACAGAAGAGAAUGGCAUGGAUCAAGAAAAUUCCACUACUGAGGAAGAACUAGCAGUUCUCGCUUUGUAUAAAACACUUCAGCAGUAUACAGGAAGUGCCUUGAAAGGAAUGCCCUCUGGCUGGCAUCUAUGGAGGAGUGUCAGAGCUGGAAUCAUGCCUUUCCUGAAGUGUUCUGCUUUGUUUUUUCAUUACUUAAAUGGAGUUCCUUCCCCACCUGACAUUCAAGUUUCUGGAACAAGCCAUUUUGAACAUUUAUGUAGCUAUCUUUCCCUACCAAACAACCUCAUGAGCCUUUUUCAAGAAAAUAGUGAGAUAAUGAAUUUUCUGAUUGAAAGGUAUCCAAGAGAAUCUAACAAAUUAAUAGACCUUCCGGAAGAUUACAGCAGCCUCAUUAAUCAAGCAUCCAAUUUCUCGUGCCCCAAAUCAGGUGGUGACAAAAGCAGAGCCCCAACUCUGUGCCUUGUGUGUGGAACUCUGCUGUGCUCCCAGAGCUACUGCUGCCAGACUGAGCUGGAGGGGGAGGACGUAGGAGCCUGCACAGCUCACACCUACUCCUGCGGCUCUGGGGCGGGCCUCUUCCUGAGAGUACGGGAAUGUCAAGUGCUAUUUUUAGCCGGCAAAACCAAAGGCUGUUUUUAUUCUCCUCCUUACCUUGAUGACUAUGGGGAAACUGACCAGGGACUCAGGCGGGGAAAUCCCUUACAUUUGUGUAAAGAGCGAUUUAAGAAGAUUCAGAAGCUCUGGCACCAGCACAGCAUCACAGAGCAAAUUGGACACGCACAGGAAGCAAAUCAGACACUGGUUGGCAUUGACUGGCAGCAUUUAUAAUAUCUUCACUACCAAAAACAUAAACUUGGAUUUUUGUAACACAGUUGGCUUUUCAAGAAAGAGAGUAGGAUAUAAGUUCCGAAUUUUGAAAUAAAUUCUUUAUUUAAAUUUUC
Propithecus coquereli (Coquerel's sifaka) is the source of this 5294-nucleotide messenger RNA. It is a transcript of the gene UBR2, whose product is annotated as ubiquitin protein ligase E3 component n-recognin 2. Gene Ontology annotation, cellular component: cytoplasm; ubiquitin ligase complex. Lineage: Eukaryota; Metazoa; Chordata; Mammalia; Primates; Indriidae. The transcript is spliced from 41 exons. The record is from RefSeq and is a predicted model, not a curated record. Gene Ontology annotation, molecular function: ubiquitin protein ligase activity; zinc ion binding. Gene Ontology annotation, biological process: ubiquitin-dependent protein catabolic process via the N-end rule pathway.